Rattus norvegicus (Norway rat) is the source of this 12209-nucleotide messenger RNA. The record is from RefSeq and is a predicted model, not a curated record. Lineage: Eukaryota; Metazoa; Chordata; Mammalia; Rodentia; Muridae.
AACGUGUGUAAAAUGAUGUUCCAUUCGUGCCCUUCGACCCGACGUCCACUGCGGCAGCACGUUCGCACGCUGAGAAGGCGGAGCCAUCGAGUGGCUUUAUAUAGCCUGCACCAGCGCCUGCUCGAUCUCUAUCGGCGGCGUGUGGCGGCGAGAUGUCUCACAGGAAAUUCUCAGCUCCUAGGCAUGGGUCCUUGGGCUUCUUGCCUCGGAAGCGCAGCAGCCGGCAUCGUGGAAAAGUGAAGAGCUUCCCUAAGGAUGACCCUUCCAAGCCUGUUCACCUCACAGCCUUCCUAGGGUACAAGGCUGGCAUGACCCACAUUGUCCGGGAAGUUGACCGGCCAGGAUCUAAGGUGAAUAAGAAAGAAGUUGUGGAGGCUGUGACCAUUGUGGAAACCCCACCCAUGGUGGUUGUGGGUAUUGUGGGAUAUGUAGAAACCCCACGAGGCCUCCGGACCUUCAAGACUGUAUUUGCUGAGCACAUCAGCGAUGAGUGUAAAAGGCGUUUCUAUAAGAAUUGGCACAAAUCUAAGAAGAAGGCUUUUACCAAGUACUGUAAGAAAUGGCAAGAUGACACAGGCAAGAAGCAGCUGGAGAAGGACUUCAACAGCAUGAAGAAGUACUGCCAGGUCAUCCGCAUAAUUGCUCACACUCAGAUGCGCCUGCUUCCUCUGCGCCAGAAGAAGGCACACUUGAUGGAGAUCCAGGUGAAUGGGGGCACUGUAGCUGAGAAGCUAGACUGGGCCCGAGAGAGGCUGGAGCAGCAGGUCCCUGUGAACCAGGUGUUUGGGCAAGAUGAGAUGAUUGACGUCAUUGGCGUGACAAAGGGCAAAGGCUACAAAGGGGUGACCAGUCGUUGGCAUACAAAGAAGCUGCCCCGAAAGACCCACAGAGGUCUGCGCAAAGUUGCUUGUAUUGGAGCUUGGCAUCCUGCCCGUGUAGCCUUCUCUGUGGCUCGAGCUGGGCAGAAAGGCUACCAUCACCGAACAGAGAUCAACAAGAAGAUUUACAAGAUUGGUCAAGGCUACCUCAUCAAGGAUGGUAAGCUGAUCAAGAACAAUGCAUCUACUGACUACGACCUGUCUGACAAGAGCAUCAACCCACUGGGUGGCUUUGUCCAUUAUGGUGAGGUGACCAAUGACUUCAUCAUGCUCAAAGGCUGUGUGGUGGGAACCAAGAAGCGAGUGCUUACUCUCCGGAAGUCCUUGCUGGUCCAGACCAAGCGUCGGGCUCUUGAGAAGAUUGACCUGAAGUUCAUUGACACCACCUCCAAAUUCGGACAUGGUCGCUUCCAGACCAUGGAGGAAAAGAAAGCAUUCAUGGUAAGGACCUCCCCAGGCCCUGGGGCACGGGGCACCUGGCACCUAGCUGCCUGGUGUUGUCUGGGCUGCUGGCCUCCUUUGCUGUGUGCAGGAAUAAUGAAGCUUUGCUAUUUCUCCUCCACAGGGACCGCUCAAGAAAGAUCGCAUUGCCAAGGAGGAAGGUGCCUGAUGCCAGGAGUACUUUGUGCAGCUGGUGGGGUCUCAUCAAUAAAAUAUUUUCAAUUAACAUUGGUUUCUCUCUUCCUUGAGCAAUGGCCAGCAUGGCCUAGUUUCUUGUUCUUGGUUUGAAACAGUUUUUUAAUGCAAACUUACCUGUAUCACGUCUUCUGUAUCCAGCACUGUACAGAACUUGGCUAACACUAACUAGCCAAACUCUACUGUUCCUUAGGUGGUAUUGGUAAGGCCCUAGGCCUGAUAAAAAAUUAGUAUACAAAGGGUUUGAUAUAUAUACACACACAUAUACAUACAUAUAUAUACAUAUAUAUAUUUCAAAGAUGUUUAGGUUGCUAUGGACUACCACAUUAUGAUGCAGCAUUGUCUUCAUUGUUCUGAAGCUGCCCCUUAGCUUCCGGACUCCAUAGUGCAGCCUUACAUGGGAAGAGGCUUCUUGGGUCCAUGCCGAAGUAGUGAUUUAGACGGCUUUACACCUGGGGUGGGUGUGGAACAUGAUUAAAACCCAGCUCAGCUGUGAGGCCAGCUUCCUGGGAUCUCAAGCAAGCUCUCCCCUUGUUUGGGUUCUUAGGAACCUACUAGGCCUGAAGGAGGCGCCCUUUUGUCCGCUAAUCCCAGUAGUAUGGCUCUCAAUGGCCUCAUCUCUACGUAUGUGGCCAGUAUGAUCAGGACAGACCUCCAGAUUUAGGGGCACAAGUAUAGAAAAGGUAACGUGUACUUAGAAAGUCCUUUGGAGGGGGUUGGGGAUUUGGCUCAGUGGUAGAGCACUUGCCUAGCAAGCGCAAGGGCUGGGUUCGGUCCCCAGCUCCGGAAAAAAGUCCUUUGGAGGAGACUGGGGAGAUGGCUAAAAGGUUAAGAGCACUGACUGCUCUUCCAGAGGUCCUGAGUGUAAUUCCCAGCAACCACAUGGUAGCUCACAACCAUCUAUGAUGAGAUCUGAUGUCCUCUUGUGUGUCUGAGGAUAGCUACAGUGUACUUAUAUAAUAAGUCUAAAAAAAAAAAAGUCCUUUGGAGAGCGUGAUCUUUUUCCGCAAGCUGACUACCCUAUCAGUGGACUUGUUUCUGCUCUGCUACAGGUAAGGUUACCUUUUGAGACUGCAGCGUCUUCAAGUGCUAGAAUUAAAAUUUGUAUAUCCUGCAUCUCAGGAUGUGGGUAUAUAUUUAGUAAAAGCACCAUGUGCAUGGCUGCAGAGACAAAGAAUAGGUGAUAACCUGGGGUUGUGAGCCACCAUGUGGACAUUAGGAACUAAACCAUUACCCUCAUUUUCAGUGUCAGAAGGCUGGCCCUAACCCAAGAUUGCAGCCCCAAGAUAAUACCAGGCAAGGCCAGGUUAGUCUUUGGAAGGUGAUGUUUGCUGUACACCAACACUGUGGCUGAAGUACUGGAGAAACAGACUUGAGGCAGUUUCUCCCUUUCUGUGGGGAAGCAGAUUAUAAAUGCGGAAAAGACCAAAUAACAGGUCCCUGGCUGACCAGUGAUGGGGCCUGAGUAGAAGACAUCAGGUGAAGCUCUGGUAUUUCCUCAAGGAAAUAGCAAGUGCAGAAGCUCUGUGGAUUGAGCUCUUGGGACUGAGGGAGGAGAGCUGAAAAAGUCUGUCCUUCAAGUUACCUGCAGGUUCCCUUGGACAGAGCUUGGUGCACAGUUGGUGCUCAAAUUUGUGAAGUACAACAUCAGUACCGGGGUGGGAAACUCCAGCAUUUCUUCAGGUCACUGGACUAGAGUGACUGGAUCAUGGCCUCUCCCCACCCUUCCCGGGGUAGGUCCUGGAGGGUGUGUCUCCCGUGCCUGUGGCUGGCUUGUUCCUUUCAGGCUUUCCUCUCACCAGAACCCGCAGACAGGCCUCUCACUGGAAUCCUGUGCUGACAAAAGGAGUUUCAUUCCAAUCUUGAAAAACAAAAAUACCUGCUGAGAAUCUGCCACGAGUGUGAACAGGGGAGUGGCGGCGGAGUCGUCAUUGCCUUAAAAGGCACAACAACCCGUGUCUUCAACCAGAUCCUAGGACUGCCCAAGGAGGCAGCCUUGGCCAGCUAGCUGCCGCCUGGGCUCACCACAAAGUGCUAUGACCUGGAUCCUGGUGACAGUCUUAGGGCGGUGGAUGGCUCCAGGCUGCCUCCUUCCCUAGUACUACAGAAAGUCAUUCUGCCAGCUCUCAGCAAGCAAUUACUUGUCUGAGGCUUUGUGGUUCCUCUACCCAACCUUACUUCUACUGAAGGCCUGCUUGCCUCUCUAACAAGGGCCCGGUCCUUGGUCCAGCUGCUGGCCAACUCCUAAGAGCUUCAUAAUUCCUUCUCCCUGUCUGGCUUGAGAUUCACACCCUCAGAAUCCUUACGGCCACUCCUUGAAAUGGGUUCAUUCCUACCCCACAGUGAUAACACAUGCAAAUCUGGAAGAGGAGAAACAGUGUGCUUAAGGGUACACAGUGAUCAGCUGUGGGGUGGGCACUGCUGUGACUGAGCCCAGGCACCAUGAAGACCACUCUGCUAGGAGCAGCCAGCUGUAAAGCCUACCCGCUGGGGGAUGGGGGAGACAGUUCGCCUGGUGAGCUGUGUAUGACCCCUCUGGCCAGGCUUCUUCAGUCUCUACAGCUGUUGUUUCCAACUCAUACACAGGCCUGCUUCAGUGCACAUAUGAUCCUGACAGCCCAUAGAAGGAAUCUGAGGCAGAGAGAGGCUAACUGUUCCUUGGUGUAGGGAAGCUGGAGGCAGAUGCUGCCCCAGGAAAGCACCUGAUUACUGUGUCCACCGCCCACAACAAACAGAGCCACUAAGGCUCCAUGAGGGAGAGAGGGGUGUGGUUCCCAGUAGCCGCUUGAAUCUCUCUACCUUUCACCCUCCCUAAGAUCAUCCGUGGGCUACGUAUGCUUCCUUCACAAAUGGGGGUGAUGGGGUACUCACCCCUGACAAUAGGCAUAGAGGAGUCAGAUAUGACAGUGGGUCCCUGAGUGGCUCCGGGUCACUGGCCUUCGUGUGAUUAUGGAGAAGAGGGGAGACUCCCUCUCCCCUCGUGAGUUCUGCUCAGCCCGGCAGAGUCAAAGGCUGAGGGAAGGGACUAAAGAGAGCUGAAGCAGUCACUUCCCCAUCCCUGCAGCCACCACCCACUGGCCAGUUGGCUCCUCAAGCAGGCUGCCGGUCCAGCAGCACCCAGCCUGGGACAUGACACAGGAUACUAGGUGACAGUGGCUGACCUGUGCUUCUGCAGGUUUAUCCUGUCAUUCCACAGAUGACAAUCUAAGCAAAGGGGCCACAGUCCCCGCGUACACACCAUAUGCACCUUGACACCGUCACCACCCUCCUUUCUUCACACCAGACCUCACCAUUAAGGCAUGUUAAACAACCAAGUCAGUCAUCCCUGGUAGACCUGGCCCUUCUGCUGGAGAGCUGCGGGUUCCCAGCUCACCUCUGACCUCAGUUUUGGGUCUUGCACUGGGGAAUCCCAGCAGCCCAAGCCAAUUGAAAAUGGCAGAGUAGUUAGGUAGGUGGUGUUCAUUUUGUUUGUCUGGUCUUUUUGUUUUGUUUUUUGUUUGUUUGUUUUGUUUUGUUUUGUCUUAUUCUGAGACAGUGUUUCUCUGUCCUGGAACUCCUUCUGUAGACCAGACUGGUGUCUGCCUACUGAGUGCUGGGGUAGUAAGUGUUGUUUCUAGAAGUCAAGGUUCAAGACAUAGAGCAGGAAUUGGGAGGGAGUCAGACCCAGGCUUGGGAGAAUCUCUUUCCUGUAAACAUUUUGGUACUGUUUUCCUCUAAGGCAAGGCCCUCCUGGUUGAAAGGCCUUCCCUGGUUUACAUUUUUCAUGUCAACAUUUACGAAGCACCUACUAUGUGUUGGUUCAUGGCAUGCCCUUUAGCCCCAUUCCAGCUCUCUAAAUAUUUGCUGGAUGUCUGAACAGUCUUGUAAGCAGGUGACUUGGUUCUUCUGGUCUGUAGAAGCAAAGCAGUGAGAAGAACCAAGCUAAUGCGCCUGGGGAUAACGAACAGCUCUGCUCAGCCUUGCACCCCAAAGAUCUUUAUUUUCAGAUGGGGUUACCCAGGCUGGCCUGGAUCUCACAAUGUAGACUAACCUUGAAUCCUGGUCUUUCUAAGUCAGCUUCCCAAGUGCUAGGGAAUCCCAGGCGCAUAGUACUGUGCCCAGCUACAACCCAGACCUUUUGAUUUGAUUCAUAAAACAAGAGGCAGGGGGUUGGGGAUUUAGCUCAGUGGUAGAGCGCUUGCCUAGAAAGCACAAGGCCCUGGGUUCGGUCCCCAGCUCCGAAAAAAAGAAAAAAAAAAACAAAAAAAAAACAAAAAACAAGAGGCAGUCUUAGGGGCUGGAGAGAUGGCUCAGUGGUUAAGAGCACUGACUGCUCUUCCAGAGGUCCUGAGUUCAAUUCCCAGCAACCACAUGGUGGCUCACAACCAUCCGUAAUGGGAUCUGAUGCCCUCUUCUGGUGUGUCUGAAGACAGCUACAGUGUACUCAUAUACAUAAAAUAAAUAAUUAUUAAAAAAAAAAAAGAGUCAGUCAUAGGCAGGGCCCAGGCACUCCACUUGGCAAACUAAUUCGAUGGAAUGAGUACUGUGCAGUCAGGAAGCUCUGACACAGAAUGGCCUUUCCGUCUUCAAUGGACACUGUACACUGGUCACAGCAGCCUGAAGCUACAUUAGUGACUUCUACAGCUUAUACCUGCUGCUUGUCCUGUUCCAUGGCCUGUUCACCAGUAGAAUGGACUGUGUUAGAGCAGUUUAUGCAGGCACAUAAUAGGUAUGGUCAAAUAAUGUGCCUACUGUGUGUUUAAGUUCAUCAGCUUGGAUAAGCUAGGGUUUUGUCGUUGUUAUUGUGUUGUUGCUGGGUUUUGUUUGCUUGAGAUAGUCAUAUAGUCCAAGCUAGCCUUGAACCCCUUAUGUAGUUAAGGAAGACCUAUAACUUUUUUUUAAGGAUUUAUUAUUUAUUUAUUUAUUUAUUUUUUUUUUUUUGGUUCUUUUUUUCGGAGCUGGGGACCGAACCCAGGGCCUUGCGCUUCCUAGGCAAGCGCUCUACCACUGAGCUAAAUCCCCAACCCUUAUUUAUUUAUCAUAUAUAAGUACACUGUCGCUGUCUUCAGACACACCAGAAGAGGGCACUGGAUCCCAUUACAGGUGGCUGUGACUCACCAUGUGGAUGCUGGGAAUUGAACUCUGGACCUCUGGAAGAGCAGUCAGUGCUCUUCACCACUAGAGCUUCUGAUCCUCUUCCACAAGCAGAGAACCAAGUACUGCGAGUUGUUCUCUGAUCUCCAUCUGUGCAUUGUGGCAUACCUCAAACAUGCACGCGCGCGCAUGUGCACACACACACACACACUUAAUAAUAAUAGUAAUAAUAAGCAGAAAGCCAGGUGUGGGAACCAGUCACCUCCUCCCCGCCCAGAUCCAGACUCUACAUCUCAGUCUACACAGAGCCUUCUUCCCAAACCAGGAUGAGCUGGGUGAUGAGAAAACCCCGGCCUGGUAGGCCACACUUGGCUCAUGUCUCACGCUGUCCCAUUUACUUUUCAUUUCUGGGGAGGCAGAUGCUAAGGGAACCCCGAUCCCAGAGCAGAGACCUAGGCCCGAGUGAGGGCAGUUUUUCCUAGGCUCAUGCACUAGGGGAGGGAAGCAAGUAACCCACACCCUACAGUUUGGCACAGGCUGUUCCCUUGCAUGCAUGUUCACCCUCUUCCACACUGGCAAAGGGGCUCACUCUGAUGACCCCUUGGUGGCCCUUCCUCCUGAAGCCUGCUUGAAUGCUCACUGCUCCAGGGUCACCAGUGGGCUUUUGUUCUCUGGGUCCCUUCACCUUGUGUGAUGUCUGUCUUUGUGCCACCACACUUGCUGCUGUUGGCUCUGGGUCCCAGCCACAUGCCACCUCCUGGAGUUAGGGCCUAUUGUUCUUGUACCCCCACCCAAAAAAAAAAUCCUCUGAGGGGCUGGGGAUUUAGCUCAGCGGUAGAGCGCUUGCCUAGCGAGCACAAGGCCCUGGGUUCGGUCCCCAGCUCUGAAAAAAGGAAAAAAGAAAAAAAAAAUCCUCUGAAAGAUCUGUGGACUGAGGCAUGUAUAAGGUAGCUGAGGUGAUGUUGUCCCCGCCCUAAGCUAUGGCAAGCUGACUGCGCCUCAGGGCCUUUGUGCAAAGAAGAGGCACUCUAGGCUGCUCCCUGCUACCCCUUCUCUCCCACUGCUAGCGCCUGCUUCUUUCUUCUCAUUGCUCUCCUAUGAGGCAGGGCCCUCUGUUUUGGUCACCAUCCUCCAAGCUUCGAAGAGACAGACUUGGGAGUGGAAAAAGAAGCUGUUGGGAGUGCGUGAGAGAAGGGGAAAGCGCCCAGCCACAGUGACUUCCUCAAAGCAAAAUUAGGAAAAGAUGAACUGAAAAUGGCUUGGGCUGCAGAGUGUUCUCCAAAGCCAUCCUGCGGUGAGGGGUUGGGGGUUGGGGACGAUGGUUGUGUCUCAGGAAGACAGGCCCAUCCUGUCUCAGUGUGUCUGUGUGACUGGGGUCAGUGGGGGCGUUGCCUCCGAGAUAAUGGGCUUCUGGACCUCGGAGGAGAGGGUUAGGUUGUCAUCUCUAGCUUAGAUGCCCUGUGACUCCCAGGGCUGUGGGGUUUGUUUCCUCUGUCCUCCCUUCCCCUAAAAGGCCCCAUUCCCACCUCAGGUACCUACUGUGUGAUCUUGAGCAAGUGACUGAACCCCUGGAACUGGGUCUCAGGCCCAAUCUAAGACCUGUCAGGCGGAGUUCCAGAUGGCUCCGGGCACACAACCCUGCCCCCAGGGAAAGCAGAAGUGUGCUGUAUACUGAGCCAAGGGCUUGAGAGAGACACCAGGUAAGACUCCAGAAGGGAGUUCCACAGGGAGAACUCCAACUGGUCAGUGGAAGAGGAGAGAGGGAACUAGGGAGAGACAGCAAGCCUCCAGGCUCAUGGGACUUAGGCAUGAGCAGCCACAGGAGGGAGCUUAGACCUCAUCCUGUGGUAGCAGGGAGUCAUGGGAGGAGUGUCAAAGGUGUAAGGUGCAAAGGGACCCGACCCAGGGGAGGAUGAGGCAUGAGGGCUUCCUAGAGGAGAGGAUCUGAAAGUGAGCCUUCAAAGGAACAAUAUGAGAAUGGUGGGUUGGGUAUUGUGGCACACUUCCGUUGCCAUACUUGGAAAGUGGUAGCAAGAGAUCACAUCAACAUCAUAAGGAGUUCAAGUCCAGCCUGGGCUACAUGAGAUCCUGCCUCAAAAUAAAGAGAGACGACAUAUAAUUAACCAAACAAAGGAAAAACAACCUCUAAGCAAAGACAAAUCGUGAAGAGCAGAAGCACGCUGGCACACUUUGGGCAAACUGCUGCCCCCUCUGGUUUUAAUUCCCACCUGCCUUGCCAGGGGCUCUCCUGACCUGUUUCUGGUUUUGUUUUGUUUUUUUGUUUUUUUUUUUUGUUUGUUUGGUUUUUUUUUUUUUUCUUUUCUUUUUUUCGGAGCUGGGGACCGAACCCAGGGCCUUGUGCUUGCUAGGCAAGCACUCUACCACUGAGCCAAAUCCCCAACCCCUGUUUGUUUGUUUUUUAAUAAGUUCUUUUCUAUCAGAAAAAGAUUUAUUGUCCUUUUAUGGGGGGGUGCUUUGUUUCUUUCUUUCUUUUUUUUUUUUUAAGAUUUAUUUAAUUUAUUUAUAUGAGUACAUUGUAGCUGUUUUUAGACGCACCAGAAGAGGGCAUCAGAUCCCAUUACAGAUGGUUGUGAGCCACCAUGUGGUUGCUGGGAAUUGAACUCAGGACCUCUGGAAGAGUAGUCGGGUGCUCUUAACCACUGAGCCAUCUCUCCAGCCCUUCUUUCUUUCUUUCUUUCUUUUUUUUGUUUCUUUUCUUUUCUUUUUCUUUCCUUUCCACUCUGGCUGUACUAGAAUUUGUUCUGUAGACCAGGCUGGCCUUGAACCAGAGAUUUACCUGCCUCUACCUCCCAAGGUCUGGGAUUAAAGGCUGCACUACCAUUGCUCAGCAAUUUUUCUCUUUCUUAUUUCUAUGGAUGUGGGUGUUUUGACUUUAUGUAUGUCUGUUACCACAGACAGGCCUGGUUUCUGAAGAAACCAGAAGAAGAAAUUGGGUCCCCUUGAACCAGGGUUACAGAUGAUUACAAGCCUUCGUGCGGGUGCUGGGAAUUAACCCCAUGCCCUAUCUGCCCUAUGGAAGAGCAGCCAGUGCUCAUAGCCAUUGAGCCAUCUCUCCAGCCCUUCUCACAGUUUGAAUGCUGGGUACUCAGGGAUAGAGAUAACUGGAGUCUUCCAGAGGGUGAGUCAGAUUCUGAAUUUAGCCAGAGACCCUGCCUUCCUGCCUGUCUCAGUUUUCCCUCUGCAUCAGCCUAGGGUGAGGCGGGGAGGAUAAUAAUGGUGGAUUGUCAGAAACCAUCUAGCCUCGGGGGCCAGAUGCCAGGGACUCUUAUCCAUUCCUAGGAGGGUGGGCCUUUCCUGCCAGGGGAAAAUUCCAGGGGAAAGAUCCCGCCACCCCCAGUGACCACACACCCUCCGCCAACACUUUGGCAUCUGCUCCAUCUGCUCUUUCCUUCUCUCCUGGCCUCUCAGGUAAGGAGAGGCCUCCAGCAGCCUGGAUUUGCUCACGAAUGCCCUGUCUCUUUCCUGUCCUGUCCUGUUUGCAGCCCGGGCUCAAGGUACUAGCCUGAUGUUCCCAACCAGCACAUGUCCUGUCUUGCUGCAGCACACCAGUCUGCAUGGCUGGAAGGGUCAGGGGGCUCCUGUCUGGAGCACAGGAGAUUACGAUUGGGGGUGGAGGGGUUCAGCUUCUAAGGGCCUUGCAUUCCAAAUCCCAGCCCCCAGAUUUCUGUUACUCUAAUCCUUGUCUGGGUUUUAGACUUGACCUUAGCUGGAAGGUCAGGAAAGGAGCAAACCAAGCUUCAGAGAAUAUCUGAAUCUCGAAAUUCUCAGAGAUAGAAUGGAAAAUGGUCCAGCAGUCAAUGGUCCUUCCUGGAAUGUUCUGGUUGGGAAAACUUGUUGGCUCAGUGGUUAAUAGCACUGGUUGCUCUUCCAUAGGACCCUGGUUCAAUUCCUAGCGCUCAGAUGGCAGCUCACAUCAGUCUGUGACUCCAGUUCCAGGGGAUCUGAUGCCUUCUGGAUUCUGCAGGCACUGUAUACACACACUGCACACACACAGACACACACACAGACACACACAGACACACACAGACACACAGACACACACACACACAUAUAUAUAGGCAAAACACCCAUACACAUAAAAUAUAAAUAAAUUAAUUAAAAAAAUUUCUGCCAAGGCCACACUGCAAGUGUGGGCAGGAUGAUGGUAUCUGUGACGGUGGCAAGCCAGGUACACUUGUGCGGGCAUUGGUGAUAGCUUGGGUGCUGACAGCUGGGCAGGAGCUGUUGUCUGAACCUAUCACACCUGGACCAGACCCAGGAAGGGGAAUAAAAGGGACAAGGGUGUGGCCCAGAGACAAGUUCUUUUCCUUGGGAUCAUCCUGUUCUUCCUCCUCUUUCUCCUUCCUCCCUUCUGUCCUCUCCCUCUUCCCCCCUCCCUCGCCCUCUCUCCUCCCUCUCUUUCUUUUUUCCUUCUUCUUUUUUUUCUUCCAGAGCUGAGGACCGAACCCAGGGCCUUGCGCUUGCAAAACAAGCGCUCUUCCACUGAGCUAAAUCCCCAACCCUUCCUCUCUUUCUUUUUAAGUUUAUUUUUAUUAUAUGAGUGUUGGCCUACUUGUGUAUAUGAAUGUGCAGUUUGUACAUGCCUGGUGCCUGAGGAGGCCAGAAGCAGACAUCAGAUAUCCUGGGACUGAAGUUACAGAUGGUUGUGGGUUACUAUGUGGAUGCUGGGAACCAAACCUGGGUCUUCUGGGAAAAAGCCAUUGCUCUUAACCCUUGAGCCAUCAUCUCUUGAACCCCUUUCUCUCCAUUUAUAUAUUUAUUUAUUUAUUUAUUUAUUUAUUUAUUUAUUUAUUUAUUUUUGUUUUGUUCUGAGAUAGAAUCUCACUGUGCAGUCCUGACUGUCCUGAAACUUGAUCUGUAAACCAGACUGGCCUUCAGUUAACAGAGACCCUUCCAAGUGCUGCUUCUGUGCCUGGACCCUUCUUGCCACUGCAUGUAGAAUGGCUGAGCGUGUCUAGAGCCCUCUUGUAGACAUCUCUGAAUUACUGGGGUCCUGGGCACAGCUAGGGGGUAGGUUAGCCUUGUCCCAUUGAGGGCAAGAGCAACCAGAACUUUCUGGGCCCAGCCAGGAGUUUUCCUAUGGCUGUCAUAUUAAUUAACCUUUUGGGGGUUGCCCUUUCCCUGGUCGUUGGUGUAUGGUUACAGACUGAUGCCAUCUUGCCUGCCUCUUGCUGGGGUUGUAAUUUCCUCCCCCUGCUGCAUCCCACACUUGCCUGUCUUCUUUGCUCCGUACAAUGUCCCAAGCGUCCCCCUGCUCCAGGGGUGCUCCCAUCCCUUUUGGCCCCACUUGGCGGCUCUGCACAGGGCCGUGGGAGCUGGAAUUUGGAAGAGUUCCUGGCAUAUGCUUACUGUUGUAUCCUGCCAGCCUGCCGGGGCGCCUCCUCUGACUCCCGGGCCAGGAAUUCCUCUUGAUUGCUCACCACAAACCCUGGGGCAAGAGGUUGCUGCGAGAAGGGCUAGGCAGAGGCUAGAAGUGGGGAUCGAAGGAGGGAAAAGAGAAGCUAUGUCCUGGAGAUACUUGGCAGGUGGGUUGGAGAGAGACAGUUUCUGACUUUGUCCUUCCCUCCUAGGUCGCCAUUAAAGGUCUUCCAUGGGCACAAA